UUUUUUUGGGCAAAACCCCCCCGACCCAAACUUUCCACCCGGUGUUUCGAUAAUACACUCGGUUUCGGUCAUUCCUUAUUUCCACUCCCCCCGACGUCCUUCGUCCUCUACUGCCCGCCUGCGGACUUGCUUUUCACCAACCUACUUCUUGAACCUCCCUCUUCUUAUAUCCUCCGGAUCUCGAAUAUCAAAUCUACAUUUUACCAGGCGGAAAUAUUCUCUGUGUGGUGGAUAUUGUGUUUUGUGGGUCGACGUCUGACUGGUCCUGGCCGACGGAUAUUCUUCGUGUCGCAUUGCCGAGUCACGCAAAGACACCAGCGGAGAGUGUCUUUUUGGGGGGUCCUUAAACCGGAUUUCCGAUUGUAGUGAAUAUCUGUGGGGUGGUCAGAAAUAGUGAAGCAGCCUUGAGUACGCUCAACGGACCUUUCUGCGACAGCAAAUCUCUUCCUGCGGGAACCUGGAAGAAGUACCAGUUAUACGGCACUUGGGAUCAUUUUUGUGACAACGGAGAAUCUAUCAUUUGAAGAUUGGUCUGACAAUUCGACUCGUCCAACUGCCUGUUUGUGGAACAUGAGAUAAGUGCGCGCGGAGUGGUUUAUUGUACAAUCAGUACCGGGACGCUCGUUCGAACACUUUUACUUUCUCUUUCUCGCAUUGGCACAACCUGUGAAUAAUCGACCAUGGAAGCCACACUUACACAUCGGCCGUGGGAGCCUGCCACAACCGGAGCCCAAACCCCUACAGUCCCUUCUUCGCAGACCCUUCCAUCGAUAUCGACUCUGACAGCGAGUAUGACCAGCACCGCUGCUCCUCCAGCGGAGAAGUCGCCCGGCAAUGCGUCAUUGAACACGAUUGAGCGCGAUUCAGGGAACUGGUCGAUGCCUCAGAGUACAAGAUCUUCAACCUACUCUACGGCGACAAACGGGACCGGCAACUACCCCUCUCUCUCAUUCCUUACAUCCUCUCAACCCUCCCCUAAUCGAGUGUCCACGGUAUCCGAUCGAUCUCCUUACCCUACCGACCACUCCAAUACCAAUACACCCUCUUCCUCGGGCGCGCAGCCGUCCCCUAACUUUGGCUCGGCCCAACCCAAUCCAGCGCUUCCUUCCAUCAAUCAGAACUAUGACGCACCGUCGCAGCGAGGCAGCAUUGCAGAACCUCCGGAAUCACGACGGAGCAGUAUCGAUAGUCGGAUGAACCAGGGAAUAAGCUCUCUUGCCAUCAAUCCGGCGUCCCCUUACCACAGCACCAACGCCUCACAGACAUCGAUCGUCUCAGGAUUACAACGGGAGCGCGGGAUAUCUAUGGAUGUGAAUAUGGCCAAUACUUACCGGGGUCCCCGCUAUUCUGGGGGACAGCCUCUUUCCCCUCUGGGCCCACGGGCCAGCGAACAUCGUGGGUUUGCGGCUGGCCGCACUGCACCCGCAAUCUCGUCAAACCCUCGCUCAGAGAUUUAUAAUGCGGAGGCACCCACAGCCGGUCUUGCAUACGCAUUCCCAGAUCCGGACGUUGCACGGUCGAAUUCGAUCUCUUCUACGGCCGAAAAGUCGAACGUACAGUUUUCUAGAAAAGGAAGCACCGCAGAGUCUUUUUCAAGCAGCAUCUACUCGGAUACUCGUUUGCCUCGUGGUCAGCACGAACUCCCUCAAAAUGUCCACCAUCAUUCGCUGCAACACAAGCAGGUUCGUGGGCUUAUUGGAGAGGCCGACUUGCACAGCGGUAGCACCCCAUACAGCAGAACACCCGAGUUGAGGGUGACGCAUAAACUGGCGGAGCGGAAACGCCGCAGUGAGAUGAAGGACUGCUUCGAGGCUCUGCGGAUGCGUCUUCCGCAAAGCCAGAACAAUAAGUCGAGUAAAUGGGAGACUCUUACCCGAGCAAUUGAAUACAUUGGACAAUUGGAGAAGAUGCUCAGUACUGCUCGCCGAGAAAAUGAUAUCCUCCGGAACGAGGUGGACGAAAUGCGGGCUCAGCUUAAUCAGCAGCAGCAGCAACAAACUAAUGGGCAAUCUCGACCGCAGUCAAUGUUUGAGCAUCAUCCGAUGGCCACGCCGCAGGUCAAUGGGCAAUCACAUGGCUCCAUGUUUACUGGGUAUGCUCCGGGUGCUGGCAUGUCACAGGAGCAGCCACGGACUUUGCCUCCUUUGAUGAAUGGGUCUGUCGCGCCAAUGCAAGGCGUGCAGUACACCGACGAACGACGAUAGUUCAGCAAGGGAAAUUUUCUCUACGCGAUUUAUGACAUUGUCUUGCUACGAGUAUGUCGGUCUUGAGUCUGCUCCAUCCAGACUCUCGUGCCCCUAAACGCGGAAACGUCUUUUCUUUUCUUCUUUGGCUCACUUGUAGAUCUGACUCGGGCGGUUUUCUUUCUUCUUUUUUAUCCUCUUUUUUGUCGAGCGCGAACAUUCUCCGUCUCCCCAUCACCAUGCCUUUUCCUAAUUUCUUUCAGUGGCAGGCACUACUGUGUCUUAUCGAACCCGGCCUAUAAGUGGGCGACUUUUUCAUCACCAUUUUCUUUGAUAAACUUGCAUCAUGGUUCAUCUAUUUCUUUCUUUUUUCUCUCUCCUUUCGCAUUGGACACAAAAGGAUGUCUGGGAUCGGGAACUGGAUAUGGGAAGUGUAUGUUCAUUAUGUUGUCUUCACCGGUGACACUGUGGGUGCGGUUAUAGUGCGUGUGUACCAAAAGGAAAAAGCGCAAUCAAGCUUGGAAUAGGAGUGUGUGUGUGUAUGGUAACUCAUUUGAUAUCCCCAUGGUCUAAGUGAUUAUUAUGUUGAUGAAGCGUCCUGACACGAUUAUUGGGAUCGAUGUUGAAUUAAUAUUUAUAAAUCAAACAUUGACC
This is a messenger RNA of Aspergillus alliaceus, 2837 nucleotides long. Its product is annotated as putative HLH transcription factor (Hpa3). NCBI's taxonomy places the organism in Eukaryota, Fungi, Ascomycota, Eurotiomycetes, Eurotiales, Aspergillaceae. Gene Ontology annotation, cellular component: RNA polymerase II transcription regulator complex. The record is from RefSeq and is a predicted model, not a curated record. Gene Ontology annotation, biological process: positive regulation of transcription by RNA polymerase II. The transcript is spliced from 4 exons. Gene Ontology annotation, molecular function: protein dimerization activity; DNA-binding transcription factor activity. The coding region runs from base 681 to 2204 and encodes 507 amino acids.